Annulohypoxylon truncatum is the source of this 515-nucleotide messenger RNA. RefSeq names its product YkoF-like protein. The coding region runs from base 82 to 429 and encodes 115 amino acids. The transcript is spliced from 5 exons. Gene Ontology annotation, cellular component: cytosol. The record is from RefSeq and is a predicted model, not a curated record. NCBI's taxonomy places the organism in Eukaryota, Fungi, Ascomycota, Sordariomycetes, Xylariales, Hypoxylaceae.
CUUACAACUUCAUAUGGUCCUAUUCUCUGAUCAUAUAUCAAGCAUUUCACCUCAGAUUUCUUAAACAAUUUCCUAACGACCAUGGAAUACUCGCACAUCGCAACGCCGGAACGGUGCUACGCCGACUUCUGUCUGAUUCCCGUCGGCACCGGCAACAUUUCGGUAGCGGAGGAAGUGGCCGAGGUUCAGAGGCUGCUCAAGGCGAGCGGGUUGACGUACACUAUGCAUUCCGCCGGAACUACCGUUGAGGGAUCAUGGGACGAGGUCAUGAAAGUUAUCGGGCAAGCCCACAGCGUCGUACAUGCCAAAGGGGUUGUCCGAGUUCAAUCUUCGAUGAGAGUCGGCACAAGGACGGACAAGAAGCAGACAGCACAGGACAAAGUCAAGCGCGUAGAGAAUAUAUUGGCCAAGGAGAGCACUAGCUCUUAGACCUCGUGGAUCGAAUGAAGCAGGAACAAACAUGUUAGGUAAUUUUCAUGGUCGAGCGUUAUAUAACUUGAGAGCAACUUUCCCUU